This is a messenger RNA of Fonticula alba, 1082 nucleotides long. RefSeq lists its product as hypothetical. NCBI's taxonomy places the organism in Eukaryota, Rotosphaerida, Fonticulaceae. Bases 33 to 1025 code for a protein of 330 amino acids. The record is from RefSeq and is a predicted model, not a curated record. The transcript has 4 exons.
GCUGCUGCUGUUGCUGUUGCUGCCCUCCGCCCAUGUCGGAUCCUCUUGCACAAACCCGCGACAUCAGCAGGCAUGAAAGCGUGCGGCUGAAGCAGCAGCUAAGCACCGCACAGCGCCAGCUCCGCGCGCAGAAGACUUCGCUGUCCAGCGAGCGGACCCUUUUCCAGGCCGAGCGACAGAAGCUCCAGCGGGUGAUCGACGCGGCCAAUGGCCGCAUUGCCGGCCUGGAGCGCCUGAACAAGUUUUACUUCGACCGCCUGCGUGAGCUGCGCCGCGAGGGCUGGGCCCCGCUGGUGCCGGACGAAUCAGCCCCUGCUGCCCAGGAUGCCCCUGUGGAUGGCGCCACGGCACCCGGCGGCUCCUCGUCCGCGCCAGCGGUCCCGACGACCACGGCCCCCGUCGAGGAGGCUGACGACGAGGACGACGACGAGGUCAUCCUCUUGAGCGAUGACGACGAGGACGACGCCGACAACGAGCCGCAGGAAGCCCACGACAGCGCCUCCGAGGAUAUGAGCGAGUAUUCGGUCUUCGGCCCGGGGCCCAGCGGCCAGCUUGACAGCGAUGGCUGGCUCUCGGAGGGCCCGCCGCACGAGGUCGAGUCCGAGCCCGACCUUUCCUCACGGCGGACGGCAAUCACCGAGGCCGCGGCGCAGAUUCGCCAGCGCUACCCGGAGCUCUUCCAGCUGGGCCCAUCGGAAACCAAUGCCCCCCUCGUGCGGCGGACCCUCGACACGUUCCUUGACCGCGACGAGGAGCUCCCCCCGCGGAUAGGCGAGGCGGUAACCUUCCUGGUGGAGACCCUGGAGCAGACGCGCGACGACAUGCUCUUCCUCCGGGGGCAAGCCCAGCGCUUCCUCGUGGACCAGGAGAUGGUGUUCGCCGCGCGGCUGGAAGUGGCGCGUGCCGAGGCCGCGGCCCAGGCCCUCACCCAGUCCACCCGAGACCGGCAGCGCGUGGCGUCGCUCGGCCUGGCGACACCGUCCCCGCCGCCGGCCGACCCGGCCACCAACGCGCUGCGGCCCUGAACUCCGUGCUGCCCCGGCCCACCCGGUCCCUCCCCGGGGCGUGGGCAUCCCCCCCCC